AUGACCUGCCCCCUGGCAGCGUCCGUAUGGGACUGGUUUGCGGCCACUUGGGCAGCCAUCACAGGAGAGCCCCCGCCGCCACGCAGCACAGACCUCCUUCUUGCAGACGACCAGCGGACCUGGAGGCCGGCCUCCCAGCUCGGGCCUCUCUGGCAUCGCCUCCGGCUGGCCACCAUCUGCCAGCUCUGGGCAGCCUACCAGCACGCACGGCACCAGCCGGAUGCAGCGCAAUCAGCGGGCGCGGUAGCAGCUCGGAUCAUCUCCUCCAGCAGGAAAGCCAUCCUCGGCGACUGGCGGCUUGCAACCAUCAACGUCAGGAACACAGCGGGCGUGCCCAGCGACUGGCUGCGCGGGCGCGACCCGAAACUGACGCGCGAGGAGUUCACGGCGCGCUGGUGCCAUCGGGACGUCCUCUGCGCACUGGGCGCGGCGCCCGAUGCGCAGCUUGUCAUCCAUUGCAGCGCACAACACCCGGUGCCGCUGCCCGCAUGA
This is a messenger RNA of Coccomyxa subellipsoidea C-169, 492 nucleotides long. RefSeq lists its product as hypothetical. The record is from RefSeq and is a predicted model, not a curated record. Bases 1 to 492 code for a protein of 163 amino acids. The transcript has a single exon. Lineage: Eukaryota; Viridiplantae; Chlorophyta; Trebouxiophyceae; Coccomyxaceae.